This is a messenger RNA of Didymosphaeria variabile, 1017 nucleotides long. RefSeq lists its product as uncharacterized. The record is from RefSeq and is a predicted model, not a curated record. The transcript has a single exon. Lineage: Eukaryota; Fungi; Ascomycota; Dothideomycetes; Pleosporales; Didymosphaeriaceae. Bases 1 to 1017 code for a protein of 338 amino acids.
AUGGGCCCACUGUCAUCGCCACGUCUGCCUGGCGUGAUGCUACUACGAGCAGAAGCUACCGGACCAGAAUAUGCGAGAUGGAAAAGGGAAAUCAAGAGCGCUUUCACAGCAAAGGGAACUUGGGGCCACUGCGAUGGAAGUAUACCGAUGCCUAUGCCCGGAGCUGGACCGAACUUCUUUUCGCCCGUGUCACAGCCUGACAUGCAGACGACGCUUUUAGAGGACCGAAAGGCUUGGGUAAAGAAGGAUCGGGAAGUGAAGCUAGAUAUCUUCCUGUCGGUGUCGGACGACAUUAAGCUUGAGGUUUUCGAAGUUGGGCCUCCACUACCACCGUCGGCAAUGAACGCUAAGGAAAUGCUCGAGGCGCUGGACGAGCACUACGAUGGGUUGAAGUUUGAGGACUAUCAUCACGUCUUCUGCCAUUUCCUAAACCUCCACAUCGACCAAUAUACCAACAUUGAAGAGUUCAACGUGGAGUUCCAGGCUACACUCGAAGAUCUGUUAGAUCAUGGCCACCCUCUGAGCAACAUGCAGGCCUGCAGUGCCUACUUCUCAAAGCUGCGCUGCACACAGAACCCGUGGGUUGCAAAACAGAUUAAGGCAUGGGACAAUCUAGACCAGGAGCCGCAGCUUGCACAAGUCAUGCAGAAGUCCCCGCCUUGGUCAAUUAUCCGUCCUCUGACAAUGUCAACAAAAGCCGCUUCAACGCACAAAUCGGUGCCGGCAUCAAUACCUGAAGAGCCGCUAAUGGACACGCCUCCUCACUCAGACGGAGAAGACACUCCCUCGGAACACUCCGUCUCAACAAUAUCCUCCUCGAAGCCCUCACACUCUCGCGACUCCUCCAACGCAACUCAAAGAUCACAAGAGAUUACUAUCCACGCUUCAUACGAGGACCUCACCGAGCUCCAGCUGCAAGCCUUCCCCGAAGUCCCAACCGGAAUUCCAGCCCUAAACCAUAUCCCAAAGCGCGUAUCCAGCAUCUCCAAGCUCUCGCUGCAUUCUCUCCCCCAGUAA